Molecule: messenger RNA, 444 nt
Organism: Necator americanus (New World hookworm)
Lineage: Eukaryota; Metazoa; Nematoda; Chromadorea; Rhabditida; Ancylostomatidae
Exons: 1
Coding region: 1-444 (147 amino acids)
Source: RefSeq, a predicted model, not a curated record
AUGCGAGGAUUGACAUGCGAUAACAUGGGAGUGAAAGUUGACGGCCAGCAUUUACACCAUCUACGUUUCGCUGAUGACAUCGUUCUUAUAUCAACAAGCAUCAAUCAAGCGGAACGGAUGCUGGCCGAAUUUGAUGAAACGUGUAGAAAGGUGGGUCUUCAGCUGAACAUAGACAAGACUAUGUUGAUGUUUAUGAGGAACGGAAGGGUUUCUGAUGCCCCAUUCACGCUCAUCGUAAAGAACAUUUCCGAAUGCUCCAGCUAUGUAUAUCUAGGUUGGGAAAUCAACAUGAUGAACGACCUGACCUCCGAGCUGGGCAGAAGGAAACGAGCGGCUUGGGGAGCAUUCAAGAGCAUCGAGGAUGUAGUGAAGAAGACUAAAAACGUCCUGCUCCGUGCUCACUUACUCAACACUACCGUUUUUCCUGCUUUGACUUACGCUUAA